ACAACCUCCCUUUUUUGUCUCCCAUACACGUUUGACGCCAUCUUGAAAUUACACUCGCAGUUUAUCAAGUCGCUCCCAAACACACACACAAAAAAUCUCUUCAUUAUUGUAUCAGUGUCUGGGAUGAACGGUCCGCGAAACAAAUCGGCACCGACAGUCAGUAAGAGUCCGACGGACGCAGACACCACCAGCUCGGAGGCGAAGCUUAGGGAGCGACAGAUAGGUGGAGGAAUGCUGAAGAAGCUGAAGUCGAGGCGCAAUCAGACGGAGAAGUGGCCUGUGGUCACAGAGGAUGAACUGCGGGCUCUGGGGAAAGAUAUUACCCCGGACAAUGUCCUCGGUCUCCGGGCAGUCACGGAGGACUAUCUGUGCAAACCUGAAGACAAUAUCUUCAACAUUGACUUCACACGUUUCAAAAUCCGAGAUCUGGAGACAGGAACAGUGCUGUUUGAGAUUGCCAAACCGCCUAACAACAGUCCUGUGGAGGGGGAAGAGGAGAGUGGCGAUGUCGACAUCAGUGCAGGGCGUUUUGUGCGAUAUCAGUUUACACCAGCCUUCCUAAAACUGUGCACAGUUGGUGCAACUGUGGAGUUCACAGUGGGGGACCGGCCCAUAAACAGUUUCCGUAUGAUUGAGAGGCAUUACUUCCAGGGACGCCUACUCAAGAACUUUGACUUUGACUUUGGAUUUUGCAUUCCCGACAGCCGCAACACUUGUGAACACAUUUAUGAGUUUCCACAGCUUCCAGAUGACCUCAUUCGCCAAAUGGUGGCGCACCCUUACGAGACCAGAUCAGACAGUUUCUACUUUGUCGACAACAAACUCAUCAUGCACAACAAGGCAGACUAUGCCUACAAUGGUGGUGUGUAAUGCCUGAGAGGAUAAUGUUUGCAAUACUUCCCAGGGGAUUGAUUUCCUGCAUUACAACCAGCCAAAACCUUCUUCUUGGGGGACAGAAGUAUUCUCUCCUUUGGGGACAUUCUACCAAACAUUCUUCAGAACCAACAGACCACAUCUGCCUUCAUAAGAAAUCAUGGAUGCAUUCAUCAGAACCUCAUUGAGCUCAGUUUCUGUGACUCCGAGAAAUGUUCAGUCAAAUAUUUCAAUGUUAAAUCUGACUGAAACCUUUUUGUUCCAUCUUACAGUUUCUCAUACAAGUAUCAUGUUUCACUUUUGCCUUAAGUUUCUUGUCUCUGCUGGAAAGGGACCCUUUGAGUCAAAGACCUCUCAUGGCAUUGCCUUUAGACUGUGCUAGUUAUCACUUAAUUUACUUUAGUAUGUUGAUGUUAUCAAUUGAUGUUCUUUUUAUAACAACUUUCGCAAGUGACAAUUGUGUUUCCCGUAAGGAAAAGGGAGCAUUUACUAGAUGUGUUACAGUAUUGAACAGUAGAUGAUCAUGUACCAUUAGUUUACAUUGUUUAAAUUUCAUUCUUGCUUAAAUAUCUACCAUCAAUUGUCAAUUAUUGGGACUGUUUGUGUCAUUUAAGUUUUGUUUUGGUUUUAUAGGGAACAUUAGGUUGACCAGUCUCAUCUUUAGUCAGACUUAGUUCAAGAACAGCAUGAGCUCUAUUCAUGAUGUCAACUGUUCAUUCUGCUAACAUAACAGUUUUUUACAACAUAAUUGGCUGUCGCCUGGGCAAUGUGGGCAUCUCGUGUUUGUUCUAUCAAACUCUGAAACACACUGUGAUACAUGAAAAGAACAAUAUAACAGCCUAAUCUGAGUUCCUGGACUUGCUUUAUAUGCCAUGACUCAAACUAUUUGAUCUUCCCCUUUAUCUGCUCCAAUUUGUAAGCAUGCAGUUAUUUACUCCUUGAGGUGAUUCUUCCUUAUUAAUUUGGCACAAGAGCUCUGGGAAUCCCACUCUUGUUUUCCAGCGGUGUGGUAUACCUAUUAAAAUGGUUGCUGGGUGUAUCUUC
Molecule: messenger RNA, 1917 nt
Organism: Pseudoliparis swirei
Lineage: Eukaryota; Metazoa; Chordata; Actinopteri; Perciformes; Liparidae
Gene: unc119b
Product: unc-119 homolog 1
Exons: 5
Coding region: 124-870 (248 amino acids)
Biological process (GO): cilium assembly; lipoprotein transport; nervous system development
Cellular component (GO): cilium
Molecular function (GO): lipid binding
Source: RefSeq, a predicted model, not a curated record